Molecule: messenger RNA, 3209 nt
Organism: Belonocnema kinseyi
Lineage: Eukaryota; Metazoa; Arthropoda; Insecta; Hymenoptera; Cynipidae
Product: RING finger and SPRY domain-containing protein 1-like
Exons: 11
Coding region: 641-2242 (533 amino acids)
Cellular component (GO): cytoplasm
Molecular function (GO): protein binding; ubiquitin-protein transferase activity
Source: RefSeq, a predicted model, not a curated record
CCGCACUGUACUCAUUUUUGAUUCACAUCCGUUGAAGACUUCAGAGAAUUUGUGAUAUGAGAGAUUAUGUACGUUUGAUAACUGUUGCUUAUCAAGCCCCAGCAGAGUACCUAUGUGCGGAUGGAAUAAGUGCAUACAUUACUCAUCCUUUGACAAUUCAACAAUUUGCCACUUCAGUAGAGAUACUAAGAAAUUCCUUGGAUUUCGCCUAUAAAGUGUCAAGAUUCCUUAUUUAUCGCGAAUAGCUCACAGUGCGAAAAAAACAGGUAGAGGUGCAUUUUUUCUUGGAGUAUCCUCAAGAUGCAGGACAUCAAGUGGAUCAAAUGGAGCUUUUGUGUUCAAUUGGCACGUACAACAUAGUACUGAACGCGGGAAAAAUAGUUUUUCACGUACAUGCACAAUUUUCAUCUGCUGAGGGCGGACGGAGUGGACAGAGAACGCGCAGAGAACAACAUACGACAAACAUAGCCUAGAAAUCGAAGUUCGCUGAACCGCUAUAACAUCUAUGUUCUUCUCGGACACAAGGGUGUCAAGUGAAAGAAAGGGAUACUGCUUGAUUGGGCGAUAUGUGCAGAUGUAUGUGCCAUGCGAGAAAACGUUGAAAAAAUCAGAAUAACCCAAGUUUCCAAAAAUUGUGGGAAUGGGCAAUUGUUUGUGCAAAGAUAGUCCAGAUGACCACCAACCUUACAGCAGUCAUAAUCAUGCAAAUUCAGAAAAUACAGUUUUGCCUGAUUCAAAUGUUGACCUCGUCUCCGCCGGGGAUGCUGCUUCACCAGGCUUUAAGUUUCCAACGUCCGCCAAUAUAGAUAAACUCGUUCUGGAGACUCUUGGAGUAAUAGGCUUGUUGGUCGACAAUGAGCAAGAGCCACCUCCAGCAAUGUUAAAGUUGCAUUCCAUUGCUGAUAAAGAAGAUGGAUGGAUUCAAGUUGUUAGUUCGAUGGUCAACGUCAUACCUAUGCACAACUCACUGGGUCCUUCCGUAAUGACAUUGUUACUCGACGACUGUCCAUUGCCCUCGAAAGAUUCGGUAAUGCGAUUGUCGCAGAUGUUUCAACUGUCUCAAAAGUCUGGUAAGGUGCAGAUUAGUGCAACACAGCAACGAAAUAUUUGCGUGGUUCUUGGUUGCAUAGCUGAAAAGUUAGCAGGGCCCAGCAGUAUAUCAAUUCUCUCAAGUGCCACUUUGGACUACCUGGUGUCGAAUCUUGUUAGUAAGGAUGAUAUCGAGCCGUAUGUCGUAUUGCACUCAUUGAUAGGACUAGAAAAGUUUGCACAAACAAGUGAAAAUAAAAUAACAAUUAAAAAACGACUCUUAGAAGAAAAGUCGAAUCCCUUGCUGGAACUGGAAAAAUGGGCAAACGAAACUCAUUACGUGAAACGCCAGGUUGGAUUCUGUGCUCAGUGGUGUUUAGAUAAUUUAUUUUUAAUGGAAGGCCGGAAGUAUUCCCAUGACACGGUUGAUAUGACUGGAAUAAACGUUAUGUUAAAUACGAAGGACGUGAGCGAGUACCUGAAAAUUUCGCCCAAUGGUUUAGAGGCACGUUGUGACGCCUAUUCGUUUGAGAGUGUGAGGUGCACCUUUCAAGUUGAUUCUGGAGUUUGGUACUAUGAAACUCUUAUAAUAACUACUGGAGUUAUGCAAAUAGGCUGGGCGACAAAGGAUAGCACUUUCCUCAACCAUGAGGGCUACGGAAUUGGUGACGAUCAGUAUUCUUUAGCUUAUGACGGAUGCAGAAGGCUCAUAUGGCAAAAUGCUAGAAGUGAGAAGUAUCAUGAUAAACCAUGGAAAGCUGGAGACGUCUUAGGUUGCCUCUUAGAUUUAAAUAAAUUAGAGAUGAUAUUCUCUAUCAAUGGCGUCCCCCUCAAACCUUGCACUCAAGUUUUUAAAACUGCCCGUUCCGGUUUUUUCGCUGCAGCGAGUUUUAUGUCAUUCCAACAGUGUCUCUUCAAUUUCGGCAACGUGCCCUUUAAGUAUCCACCUAUAGAUCGCGAAUACCAGACAUUCAACGAUUUCGCGACUUUAAAUCCCGAGGACAAAGUAGUACUUCCUAGGCACAUUUAUCUCGAACAAUUAAGAAAGCUGAGCGUCAGAGAAGACUCGUGUACCUUAUGUUUCGACCAGAAAGCCUCUGUCAGGUUGCUACCGUGCGAUCACCGAGGUUUCUGCGAAAUAUGCUCGAAACAGUUGAUCGAAUGUCCAAUGUGCAGAGCUACGAUUGAGGAAGUUGCUAUAGAUAACACCUGACACCAAUCAGUUAGGAUAGCAUUUCUUAAUUUGCGCUACUUUUCUUACGAUAUCCCUUUCAUCAAAGACAUCUAAAGUUAAUCAUUGAUCUAACAGAUAAUCGUAUUAGUUAUACAAAAAAUACCUCCUUAUUGUUUCAUGCAUUUCAUAUCUUUUGAAGAUUCAGUAUUUCAGCGAAUAGCAGUAAUUAAAAGGGAACAGUGAAACGAUGAAGAUCAAUGUAUAAUUAUAUAGAAAAAAAAUAACAAGGAACGGUUUAAAAACAAACGUGCCUAAAUUUGAUUUUGAGAUUGAAGUUUGACGAAUUGCUGAUACAUAUUCUGCUUUGAAUUUAUUAUAUAAAAUAUUAUUAUCAAGUACAAUAUAUUUUUUUUAAUUCAUAAUGUGUACAAAGAAUUAUUAGUUCUUUUAUAAUAAUUUUAAAAAAAUGUAUAUUUAAUAUUCCAUACAAAAUGCACCAGGAUCAUUUUAAAUUUUAAUUGCAACAUUUUCUUGUGGAUUAUUGAACACUUCAUUUCAAAGGGAAAUGAUAGAGCGGUAAUAAUAAUUAUUCAAUAAUGAAAUGGUUUCAGAUUAUCCUUAUGAACUGAUUUAUUUUGUAAUCAAAUUAAUAACUACGAGAGGUAAAGUUAACAUGAAAUGUUUUAAUAGAUAUCGCAACAUUCAUGUGUUCUUUCUCUAAUCUUACAGUAUGUUACUGUUCUUUAAGUAAACUGGAUUUACCUAGAGAUUCAACUUUCCUCUUUUCCAAUAUAAGAAAAUCUUGAAUCGCGAAUACAAGGCGAUUCCAGUAUGAAUUCAUUCUUGCUGCGGGUAUCUCGGAUCUUUCCAAUUUACCUAGUAGUUACGCCAACUCUAAACACCUGUAAAAUACUGAUGUCGUAGUGUACAAAUGAUAAGUGAAAAUAACACGAAUAUACGUAUAUUAUAUUCUUGAACGGAAUAUAAAAGGAAAUCUAAUGUUUUA